UGUGUGUGGAGACAGAGCUGGACAGAGUGUGUGAGAGGGGGCCGCAUGGACAUGUCAUCUCUGGGAGCCUGAUCAAGCCGGUGGACGUGGUUAAGACUUGAUCUCAAAAAUGAGGACCCAAUUUGGAGUUUUAUUUUUGUUGGCCCUGUGGCCCAUUCAGUCUGGUGCUUGGUUCUGGUCCUGGUCUGGUACUACAACAGUACCCCCAACUGUGGAACAGGAGGGGUCUGGGAGUCCAGCAGGAAGUGGAGAACCACCAGAACCAUCAGAGAGGGCUGAAGCGGAGAUCAUUGAUGAAGGGCAUGAGGUUGCAAAGGUUGUGCAGACUUGGCAUGAGACCACUCAGGCUGUCCGACUGACCUCUCUGAGACCUACAACACAGCCAGGCCAUGAACGUGCAACAGGAAGGAUUUCAUCUCGAAUUCGUGAAUCUGAGGAGAAUGGAGUCUCCCUCCUACAGCUGAUUGGAGAUCCUCCUCCCAGUGAGAUCACCCAGGUCUUCGGCCCCGACAACAGCCCCGGUUAUGUCUUUGGUCCUGACGCCAACACGGGCCAGCUGGCCCGCGCCCAUCUGCCGAGCCCUUUCUACCGAGACUUCGCCCUCAUCUUCCACUUGAAACCAACCUCUGACAGGGGUGGUGUCAUCUUCUCCAUCACGGACUCCUCACAGCAGAUCAUGUACUUAGGGGUCAAACUUUCACCUGUGCAUGGCGGCAGCCAAAAUGUCAUCCUGUACUACACAGAGCCCGGUUCGCAGCGGUCCAAUGAGGCAGCCAGGUUCUCUGUUGCCUCCAUGAGGGAUGUCUGGACUCGUUUUGCCAUCGCUGUUAGAGACGACAAGGUGAUGUUCUACCUCAACUGUGACCCUUAUGCUGAGGUGAGGCGCAUUGAGAGAUCGCCGGACGAGAUGGAGCUUGAAGCCGGUGCUGGAGUCUUUGUGGGACAGGCUGGUGGAGCUGAUACGGACAAGUUUCUGGGGGUGAUCGGAGAGCUGAGGGUGGUGGGAGACCCCCGAGCUGCUGAGAGACAAUGUGAGGAGGAUGAAGAUGACUCUGAUAUGGCUUCGGGUGAAGGAAGCGCCCUGCCAGAAAGCGGAUCCUCCAAACCAGCUGUGGACAAACCUAGAUGGACGACAACUCCUCCAUCCUCCAGACCCAUCCAGCAGCCACCAGUGACCGGGAAACAGGACGCAUCAAUCUCAAGAGAAUCUGUGAGCGACUCCCGGCAGGUUUCAGUUUCUGUGGAGUCCAGGCCCGGACUUCCUGGGUCACCAGGGCCAGUCGGGGCUAAAGGAGAAAAGGGCGACCGAGGAGACAGAGGAGAGAAAGGAGAGAGGGGACCUAUUGGGGCGAAGGGAGAAUCAGGAUCCAGCUCACGGGGUGGAGCCCGUGGAGAGAAGGGUGAACCAGGAGAAAAAGGAGCAAAGGGCUCUGCAGGCUUCGGUUACCAAGGUACCAAGGGAGAGCCUGGCCCACCUGGGCCAGCUGGUCCUCCCGGCCCUCCAGGGCCUGCCACAGAGUUUUCAGUUGGCAAUGAUGGCACAGUUUCUUCCAGAGUCCCAGGACCCAGAGGACCACCUGGACUCCCGGGUCCCCAGGGACCACCAGGAGCUGAUGGAGAGCCAGGUGAUCCUGGUGAGGAUGGAAAGACUGGUCCUGAAGGGCCUCCAGGCUUCCCAGGAACUCCAGGCGAUCCUGGACCCAAAGGAGAUAAGGGAGAUCGUGGAGAGGGUCACCCUGGCCCCAGGGGACCACCAGGACCUCCAGGACCUCCAGGACCUGGAUACAGAUCUACCUUUGUGGACAUGGAGGGCUCAGGAUUUCCUGAUCUGGAAUCUAUCCGGGGACUGCCUGGCCUACCAGGUCCCCCUGGUCCUCCCGGCCCUCCUGGUCCUUCUACAGCAGGUACAUCAUCCAGUUCUGGGGCAUUUGGACCUCCAGGGAGAGACGGAGCACCAGGUCAACAGGGCUUGCCAGGUUUGCCAGGUACUGAUGGCACCCCAGGACUUCUUGGUCCUAAGGGAGAAAAGGGUGAUUCAGGCGAGCUCGGUCUACCUGGAGUAGUUGGAGCAAAGGGAGAUCGAGGAGACCCUGGCUUACCAGGAACCCCAGGAGAGCCUGGACUGGCUGGUUUACCUGGACCCAUUGGACCAGUGGGGCCACCUGGGCCUCCAGGACCACCUGGACCAAGUUAUAGAGCUGGAUUUGAUGAUAUGGAGGGCUCUGGUGGAGUUUUCAGCAAUGGACUUCCUGGUGUCAGAGGACCUGAAGGAAGACAGGGUCCUCCUGGCCUGCCUGGACUUCCUGGUAAACCUGGGUUCCCUGGUAUUGCGGGUCAGAAAGGUGAAGAGGGUCCUGUUGGACGAGAUGGACAAGCCGGGCUGGAUGGCUUUCCCGGACCUCAGGGACCAAAGGGUGAAAGAGGGGACAAAGGAGAGAGGGGUGAUGCAGGUCGGGAUGGAACUGGACUUCCAGGUCCACCUGGCCCACCUGGACCUCCAGGAAAAGUCAUUUAUCAGAUUGCUGGCAGUCCUGAUGGCAGCGUUGGCAGUGCUGGACCUCAGGGAGGACCUGGUUUACCUGGUCAGGCUGGGUUCCCUGGUCCUAUGGGACCAAAAGGUGACAGAGGAGAGCCUGGCCUUCCAGGUCAUGCCAUGAAGGGUGAGAAAGGUGAGCCAGGCUUGGUAAUCGGGCCAGACGGAAACCUUCUAUCUCUGGAGGGGCUGACAGGUCUGAAGGGAGACAGAGGAUCACACGGACCUGCUGGGCCUCCUGGUCCUUAUGGACCUCCCGGACUUAAGGGUGAAAUUGGAAUGCCUGGACGACCUGGCCGCCCUGGUGUAAAUGGAUACAAGGGUGAGAAAGGAGAGCCAGGCGGUGGAUCUGGCUUUGGCUAUCCAGGAGUUCCUGGCCCACCAGGACCACCUGGCCCUCCCGGGCCCCCCGGGCCACCUCUAGAUCGCUUCAGUCGCUAUGAUGACAAUUCAAGGAAUUACUACGAAACCAAAGGAGAGAAAGGAGAGCGUGGUGACAGAGGACCUCCAGGAAUCCCAGGAACAGCAUCUAAUGUUGAUAUUUACGCUUUCAAGAAUGAGCUGAAAGGAGAACGUGGAGAAACAGGUGUGAAGGGAGAGAAGGGAGAGCCUGGUGGUGGAUUCUAUGACCCACGUUUUGGAGGAGUACAAGGCCAACCAGGACCUCCUGGAAAACCAGGCCUUCCUGGACCAAAGGGAGAAUCUGUAAUUGGCCCACCUGGACCUCAGGGGCCUCCAGGGCCAACAGGGAUUGGAUACGAUGGUCGUCCAGGGCCUCCAGGACCACCUGGACCUCCAGGACCACCAGGGUCUUCCUCACUUCCCGGCGCAUACAGGCCCAAUCACUCUGUCAGUGUCCCUGGACCUCCAGGUCCUCCUGGUCCACCUGGAAGUCCUGGUCUAUCCUCUGGGGUAACAGUGUUGAGAUCAUAUGACACAAUGAUGGCUACAGCCAGGCGUCAGACAGAGGGCAGCCUCAUCUACAUCCUCGAUAGAGCAGAUCUGUAUCUGAGAGUACGAGACGGACUGCGGCAAGUCAUGCUGGGAGAGUACAAUCCUUUCUUCAGAGACUUGGAGAAUGAGGUGGCAGAGGUCCAGCCUCCACCUGUGAUCCAGUACCCUCAGUCCCAGGAUCAGUCCCACAACAACGGAGCUGGCCAUUAUUCCGAGGGUGGUCCUUCCAUACAUCCCAUUGAGCCACCACCUCGCCCACCUGUAGACCCCAGAUACCCUCCACAGUAUGACCCCAGGUUCCCAGACCAGAGACACACUGGUCAGACAGAUGGAAGAUUAGCCACCAAACAGACGGAGAACAGGUACCCCGUCACACCUCAGAGACGUCCCAGCCCACCUGUCCCACAGCCUGCAGGCAGCCUGGACACAUCAGGAUCAGGACUGCACCUCAUCGCCCUAAACGCCCCUCAGAGCGGAAACAUGCGAGGGAUUCGUGGGGCAGACUUCCUGUGCUUCCAGCAGGCCCGUGCCGUAGGCCUGAAGGGAACUUUUAGAGCCUUCCUGUCCUCUAAACUCCAGGACCUCUACACCAUCGUCCGCAGGUCGGACAGGGACAGCUUCCCCAUUGUCAAUCUCAAGGACCAAGUGUUAUUCAGCAGCUGGGAGUCGAUCUUCGGUGAUAACGCAAGCAAAAUGAAAGACAAUGUACCGAUCUAUUCAUUUGAUGGUCGAGACAUCCUCAGGGACAGCGCAUGGCCAGAGAAAAUGGUCUGGCACGGAUCGAGCGCUAAAGGCCACCGUCAAACAGACCACUACUGUGAAACAUGGCGGGCGGGCGACCGUGCCGUGUCCGGCCUGGCAUCGUCGUUACAGAGCGGACACCUCCUGCAGCAGACGACCAGCAGCUGCUCCGGCUCCUACAUCAUCCUCUGUAUCGAGAACGCCUUCACAUCACAGUCCAAAAAAUAAACCCCGUCCAUCCUCCUUUGUGUUUUUGUUCUGGGCCCUAGGUAAACACAGUUUUUAAUUUCCUGACAACACGCCUUGUGAUCAUGUGGCGUCCGAUGAACUGGCCCUGAGGCUCUUUGCCUGGCAGAGACGCUUUGCAUCGUCUGCUCCUCCCCUCCACAAACGCCAAAGAGAUGGGUCGAACAGAGGGGUGUUGGUCCUUUUUCUCGGGGGCACUGGCACAUAUUUUCUCCAAGGGAUGGAAUGAGAGUGAAGAGGCUUAAUGUGUUUUCAAAUUGUAUCCAUUUUUUUAAAAAUCUGUAUAUUACAUGUUUGUCAUUUGUGUUUUUAUUUUUAUUUUUAUUUUUCUUUUGACGUUAUCAAUGUUUUACUUUUUGAACUGUUUAUAAAUGUUAUAUCCAUCUUGUUUUUUAUUUUAGUAUUGAUCAUUUCCAUUUUUUUCCAAUUUCAUUUUAGAAUUUUGGGUUUUGAUGGGGUACAGCAAACUUUUAAAGACUAUUUUAAAUUUUUAAGAAGAUAAUAGAUAUUUAUUUUUAAAUGAAGUUAUGUAAGGACAUGAUUUGGACAAUAAAAAAGCUAAAUACCCUCAUCAAUAUUCACUUCACUUAAAUAUUCAAUUCUUUUUCAAGAGCUUUUGAACAAAAACUGUGCCUUAAUACACUCCCUGGACUGUUUUCCAAAUAUGCUACUAUAUCAAAUGAAUGCAUUUCCUUCAAUUAUUCCACAACUGUGUAAAUGUUACUGUUCUCUUUGCUCGAGCACAUUUGGAUGCUUUUUACUGCUCACCACAUUUAAAUGAUCUUUUUUGGACACACUGCUGUAAUGAAUAAUCCCAAAUCCAGAGGGCGAGACUCCCUCUAGCUGAAAUUGAGCCUUUUGAAUAAAAAAUAAAGAUUAUUUUCCCUUUUACCACUUAAUAAGAACCUGUCAGUGAGUAAGCUGGAAAUGAUUAGUUUGCUGCUAAUCUUUGUUGGACUGAUUGCUGUCAUGAGUGUUAGGGACGGUGAAAACCAGCAUGUUUAAGAGGCAGAUUUCACAGCAGCCUUGGAUUGAAUCUUAGACACUAACCCGGCCUCAGUGCUGCUGAUGUCUUGACUGAACCUGUGGAUAUCAAUUUUUAUAACCAACUGUGCUAUACUGUUUCUCCCAGGCACUGAAUAAAAGUCUUUUUCAA
Molecule: messenger RNA, 5630 nt
Organism: Cheilinus undulatus (humphead wrasse)
Lineage: Eukaryota; Metazoa; Chordata; Actinopteri; Labriformes; Labridae
Gene: col18a1a
Product: collagen type XVIII alpha 1 chain a
Exons: 42
Coding region: 110-4456 (1448 amino acids)
Source: RefSeq, a predicted model, not a curated record